GGGACGCUCAACUGUCGCCCUCGGACGCGGACAAGAAAAAGAUGGGCCGGCGAUUGGCAGUUUUUUUGCAGCACCGGGUGGAGCAGAGCAAUCUUCUAGUACCUCUGAAGAAGAAGAAAACUGCAACGUACUAUUAAGGCUCAACUUUCAAUGGUCACCAUUUAGGUUGGAGUCACUGAGAUCGAAGAGGCGACCCUUUCUUGAGAGAACCAACAGGGGAAAUAAACGAAGGGAAAGGGGAGAGCUUUGAAGAAGGUCUCUUCCGUUCCGAGUCAGAAGUGACCAAUGAGUGCUGAGCUUUAAUACUAGCCUCGUUGAACUCAACUGCAGAGCUAGCUGGUCAUGCUAUCAGUGACGACCCAGAGGAUGACGAUGAAGAUCGCUCGCAUUGCUUUGCUACUGUAAGAACC
Amoebophrya sp. A25 is the source of this 410-nucleotide messenger RNA. Lineage: Eukaryota; Dinophyceae; Syndiniales; Amoebophryaceae. The record is from the annotation of a GenBank genome assembly.